GCUGCCGCCGCGACUUGAGGGGCGCGCGCCGAGCUCCGCGCCAGCGCAGCGUCCGGCUGCCCCGCGCGCCGCUCCGCGCCCCUUCCCCGGUCCACGAGCGGAAUUACCGCCGCGGCCGCGCCGGGAUCGCCUCCUUCCGCGCUCCGCAGGAAAUUAAAAGUUCAAGGAAAGCUUUAAAAGGGGAGUUUCCUGGGGAGGAAAUAAUAUUUUUCUGGGUUUUUUUUAUGAAGAAAACCAUCUGAAUUGCCUAACGUUUCUACAGUAGAGCAACUUGCGUUCUUGCAGCACAGGAGGAAUUCUUUCCUGCAUUACAAAUUUGGAAGAAGAAUUAAAAAGUGAGAGUCGGAAGAUGGUUCUUUCAAAGAGGCGUGGAUGUAUCAGGAUGUAGCUACUGCACAAAGUUUAUACUUGGAUAAUUCUGGACAGGAAAAAGCAGCCCCAUUCCUGACCUCCUGAAGAGGCUACCCUCCUUCAAGCCUCAGCAUAAUGAAUAGUUUCCAUCACGUGGCGCUGAAGUUACCACCUCUGCCUACUACACUGCACACAAGGGUUUGUAAGAGUUACAAAGAAAGCAGUUCCUGCUAAAGGCAUUAAACCAAACAAAAGAGGCUCUUCAUUCACAGACUUCACAUGAGAACAAAAAUAGAGGGAAGCUGAAGCUUUUCCCCACCCUGGCCUGGUGUGCUUAUGUACCAUGAUAAAUCUUGGUUGGAAUGCUCAUUGAGUAUCGUUCCAGGAGCCAGGAAACACACACUACACCAAGAAGGACCGUCUGAGUAAACACCGUCGAGAAAAGAAGAGCUCCAUGGAGUAAAACAUAAGAGUGACCUGCAAGAAAGACAUUUCUUUACUGGAUACCCUCAAGCACAAAAUUUACUCACACCUUUAAAUACGAUUGUUGAAGAUCAGAACUGUAUACAAAUCUCAUCAUUCCUGACCAUGAUUAGUGUAACCUGGAGCAUCUUCCUAGUUUGGACUAAAAUAGGGCUGUUACUUGACAUGGCACCUCGCCCUGUUAGUGCCAAACCAUGCCCUUCAGUAUGUCGCUGUGAUGUGGGUUUCAUAUAUUGUAAUGAUCGCGAUUUGACGUCUAUUCCUACAGGAAUCCCAGAGGAUGCUACUACCCUCUUCCUUCAGAACAAUCAAAUAAAUAAUGCUGGGAUUCCUUCAGAACUGAAGAACUUGCUUAGGGUGGAAAGAAUAUAUUUAUAUCACAACAGCUUAGAUGAAUUCCCCACUAACCUCCCUAAGUACGUUAAGGAACUGCAUUUGCAGGAGAAUAACAUAAGGACCAUUACUUAUGAUUCACUUUCACAAGUUCCUUAUCUGGAAGAACUGCAUUUGGAUGAUAAUUCUGUUUCUGCUGUUAGCAUCGAGGAUGGAGCUUUCCGGGACAACAUCUAUCUCAGACUUCUUUUUCUCUCUCGAAAUCACCUUAGCACCAUUCCCUGGGGUUUGCCUAAAACGAUAGAAGAGCUACGCUUGGAUGAUAAUCGUAUUUCCACGAUUUCAGAGCUGUCCCUUCAAGACCUUACAAAUCUAAAACGCCUUGUUUUAGACGGAAAUCUUCUCAAUAAUCAUGGAUUAGGAGACAAAGUCUUCAUGAAUCUAGUCAACCUUACGGAACUGUCAUUGGUCCGCAAUUCACUCACAGCUGCACCGGUAAAUUUGCCAGGAACCAACCUGAGAAAGCUUUAUCUUCAAGAAAACCACAUCAACCACGUGCCACCCAAUGCUUUCUCUUACUUAAGGCAGUUGUAUCGACUAGAUAUGUCCAAUAACAAUCUCAGCAAUUUACCUCAGGGUGUCUUCGAUGAUCUGGACAAUAUAACUCAACUUUUUCUUCGCAACAACCCUUGGCACUGUGGGUGCAAAAUGAAAUGGGUACGCGACUGGUUGCAGUCAUUGCCUUUAAAAGUUAACGUACGUGGACUGAUGUGUCAGGCACCAGAAAAAGUACGUGGCAUGGCUAUCAAGGACCUCAACGCGGAGCUAUUUGAUUGUAAGGACGAUGGCAUGAUAAGCACCAUCCAAAUCACUACUGCAGUACCAAACACCUUAUACCCAGCCCAGGGACACUGGCCAGUCUCUGUGACCAAACAACCAGACAUCAAGACUCCCAACCUAAAUAAAAACUACAGAACCACAGCAAGCCCGGUACGCAAAAUCAUUACAAUAUUUGUGAAAUCCGUAAGCACGGAGACUAUUCACAUCUCCUGGAAAGUUGCACUACCGAUGACUGCUUUAAGACUGAGCUGGCUCAAGAUGGGUCACAGCCCUGCCUUUGGAUCUAUAACUGAAACAAUAGUUACGGGCGACAGAAACGACUAUUUGCUCACGGCUCUCGAACCAGAAUCGCCAUACCGCGUAUGCAUGGUUCCCAUGGAAACCAGCAACAUCUAUCUCUCCGACGAAACGCCCGAAUGCAUCGAGACCGAGACGGCACCUCUUAAGAUGUACAACCCUACCACGACCCUCAAUCGGGAGCAGGAGAAAGAACCUUACAAAAACUCCAGCUUGCCGUUGGCCGCCAUCAUCGGCGGCGCGGUGGCGCUGGUGGCCAUAGCGCUGCUGGCCCUGGUCUGCUGGUACGUCCACAGAAACGGGUCCCUGUUCUCCCGGAACUGCGCCUACAGCAAGGGACGCCGGAGAAAAGAUGACUACGCCGAAGCGGGAACCAAGAAGGAUAACUCCAUCCUAGAAAUCAGGGAGACUUCUUUCCAGAUGAUACCAAUAACCAACGACCAAGUGUCCAAGGAGGAAUUUGUAAUACACACCAUUUUCCCACCUAAUGGCAUGAACCUGUACAAGAACAGCCACAGUGAAAGCAGUAGUAACAGGAGCUACAGAGACAGUGGUAUUCCAGAUUCAGAUCAUUCACACUCAUGAUACUGAAGGACAUGAAAGACUGGUUUGGGUUUCGUUGGGUUUUUUUGGUUUUGUUUUGUUUUUUAAAGAAAACGAGAAAAGACUGACUUAACAGUUGCUGUUCUACUGCAAAACACUGGAUUAAAAGACUGACAAAGCAAUGUACUGUACAUUUGCCAUAUAAUUUAUAUUUAAGAACUUUUUAUUAAAAGUUUCAAAUUUCAGGCUACUGCUGCGAUUAAUGUAGUGGGGAUACCUGACCACAAUUCUAUAUUUUAGUAUUUUUUAGUAAUUUGUACUGUAUUUUCCUUGCUAAUAUUGAAGUUACAGACCAUUUAACUUUUGUGUUCUACUGAGUAAGAUGACUUGUUGACUGUGAAAGUGAAUUUUCUUGCCGUGUCGAGCAGUCAGAACAUUCAUCUGAGAUCCUUGUAAGUGUAAGCACAGGCCAUUUUUCACUUUGGUAUCAAUAAAAUAAUGUUGAACCUA
Messenger RNA from Tyto alba (common barn owl), 3357 nucleotides. RefSeq names its product fibronectin leucine rich transmembrane protein 3 (gene FLRT3). The transcript has 3 exons. Bases 940 to 2889 code for a protein of 649 amino acids. The record is from RefSeq and is a predicted model, not a curated record. Gene Ontology annotation, molecular function: protein binding. NCBI's taxonomy places the organism in Eukaryota, Metazoa, Chordata, Aves, Strigiformes, Tytonidae.